UCAAGGUAUUCUGCAUGGCACCAAAGCCGUAUGAUAAACACCCUGAAUGGGAAACCCUAACAGCUCAUUCAGCAGCAGUUCGACAUUGUUGUAUUGGUAGCAGGGAAAGUGGUCAUCCUUUGAUUGCCACUGCAUCCGAUGACAGCUCCGUUCAACUAUUGGAUACCAGAAACAUGCCAUCACCCAAAGUCGUCAAAUUGCCGGUAAGUAAGGUCAAUAACGACAGUCUAAGGCGUGACUUUUUGAAACAGCAAUAUCUAAGCCAAGAUCAUCGUCCUUCAAUUUAAAAACUGUUUUUUGUUGUUCCUUAGGUACACAUUCCAUUUCCUAACCGAACACCUUAGUGCUACGCUCGGUGAUUUUUUUUUAUAGUUACUCUGCGGUAGCUGUCUAGUUUGCGGAGUAUUAUUGCUAUUUCGAAUAAUGCACAUGCAUGAAGAAAGGAUUUCUUUUUCAAUUUGAUAAUCCCAAUAUCAAGUAGCCCUUUAUUCCAAUAAUCAAUUAUAUAAUAUUCCAGUUCGUUUAAAGCAUUGCAAGUUGAUUAAUACACCAGCUUAAAAUGUUUUACCUCGAUCAUAUCAAGGAAUAAUUGAUUAAGGGUAUCUUCUUGUCAUCACUGAUAUGGGUAUAAAAAAGAUACAGUAAAAGAGGUAAAGAGUAGCAUCCUUGGAGCAGUUUUUUCCAGUUGGAGGUUCAAAUCCAUUUUUCCAAUUCAUCUUAACAAAUGUCUGGUCAGUACACUCAUUUCAGGUUAUUCCUUCACUUAGGAUCACGAUUCUGUUACACUGCUUCUCUACUUUCAUGUGGGGUCGCAUCGCAGCCUUGCUUUUACCCUAAUUACUCCUUCAGACCUGAGUGUCACUUUGUUUUCUUUAAUUGCCCAGGAUCACGACGGUACAGCUAUAGCUUGUUCAUUCUCCAGCGAUGAUAAGUUAGCUGUGAGUUGCUCUGCGACUGAGACAUGGGUUUGGCAAGCUUUUACACCUGUGCACAGACUACACCAACUCCAUCCAGCCUCAGGUGCAGGAGGUAGGACAACUUAGACCCUGUAGAAAAAGAUUAAAUGUUGUUUCACUGUCACUUUAAUUUAUCCAAAAAGAGGAGCCACUGUGGUCAGUCUUAUGUGGGAAAACCGACAAAAGAUGGAAACCGAACUUUAGAUAUAUUAUAUAUAUCGUAAUCUAGUGUGACAUUCGAACAGACCUACACUCAGGAAAGCAUUGAUUUCUUUUUACUUCUGGUUAAAAAAAAAUAAUUAUGGUGCAAUGUUUUAAACCAUACACAAAAUGUAGCAGAAAAUGCAUUCUUAUUGCAAUUAUGACUUUCCCUGAUUUCGAUAAAGAAAGUUUUAUUAUUAAUAAUGUUAAAGUGGCGUCAUCGCAAGCCUCCUCCAAAUUAACUUGAAACGUGGCUAUCUAGUCCAUGUCAAGGUUUCGUCCUUUGUCUGACAUACUUUUUUCAAAACCUAUAAAAAUAAAUUUUUUGUUUCAUUCCUCAGAAAUCGGCUCUUAUCCGUGUUUUUCUGAAGACAGUGAUUUUGUAGCAGUGUUUGUGAAGACCGAUGUGGACAUUUGGCAUCUUAAGUCUGGAGUGGAUCGUCAUGGAUCUGAUGCAACCCUAAUUAUGGGAGCUCACAGGUAACUAAUGUGAUCCAAUAAUAUCCAAUAAAGGACAUUGUAACUUUAAAUUAUUGUUAUGACUAUCGUCAUCGUCAUCGUCACUGUCUUUACCAUCAUCAUCACCAUCAUGAUCAUGAUCAUCAUCAUCAUCAUCAUCAUCAUCAUCAUCAUCAUCAUCAACAUCAUCAUCAUUAUCAUUAUAAUAAUAAUAAUUAUUAUCAUUAUCAUAAAUUAUCAUUGUAAUUAGCAUUUUAAUUAUCAUUAUUCUCACAACUUGUUCAUACAAAGAUAAUAGGGGUCAUAGAGUGCACUCGUUUCUUUCGUAUUUCCCACAAAACACCUUGUUUGCCACCUAAAAUAUUAAGCAAUGUCUUAAGCAACGUAGAAACAAAAUCAAAGGGGUGAACAAGCUGUAUUAUGGAAAGUCCUCGAGUGGAGAAUUAUUGAUUAAUUGAGUUGUACUAAAAAUUUAAUCUCUUGACAGAACUCUUACCUUCCUUUCCGUUCGCAACCUCUUCACCAAAUUCACAUCUGAUGGUCUCUAUUGCUGUUUGCUGACCGAAAGUGAACCUGGUACAGUCCGUUUGUACCUGGCAGUGAAUAAGUUCGUCCUAGAUGAGUGGGCGAAACACGAGCUAAAGGCCCCUCCACCAAGCGAUUUGAAUGAUCGUGAGGCUUUUGAGCAGAGAUUUUCAGUGGACGAAGGAAAAAAGGUAUAGUAUAGUUAUUUCUUUAAUUUGUUAUUUAGAAGAAAAGAAACUACGCACUACCCACUACGCAGAUAGAUACCUAACCAACAGCAGUUUGCGCAACACCAAAGAACAGCACCUACUGUAAGUCUGAAAACUUCUCGAUAUUCACCUAACCCUUAGCGUUCCUUCCUACUCUGUAGUACCUAGGUGAUGAACUGCGCGUAGUACACCAAUCAGCUCUUGUUUUAGAGCAUAAAAAGCUUUUAUACCAAUCCUAUUAAAGAGUAUAAAGGCAAGAAGGAAAAAGAGGGCCAUAUGGCCAAAGUUCUCGGAAAGAGGUCACUUCUCAGUUCAUAAUCCAUUAUUAUUUGACUGGUAAGGCUUGGCGAAGAGUAGAAAUGUCAAAUACUUAUUUAUUAUCUUUAAGACGUGAGUAGGAUCAUAAAUCCAAACACAAGGGCCCCCAAAAAGCUCGCAGAAACACUAAUUAUUAGGGCUAAAAAUAUUUUUAUUUAUUCAGGUUUUUGGAGGUCAGUUAAAGUUAGGGUUUAUGGAAGCUUCGUGUAGUUUUUUUAAACAGAAUCCUAAUACAAGGCGCUGUUGAAAAUUCAGCAUAGCUAGCUAUCGAAAUAAAAGAUUUUAUGACCGAAAUGAGUUUUUUUCUUGUUCAGGUUACCGAGGCAGCCAUAUCAAAAACAUGCGGCAGAUUGGCGGUCAUAAGUGUACCACAGCAAAGCAUUGCUCAGGAAACUCUGAAAGGACCAGUGGAGAUACACGUAUGGGACAUGCACUCCAACACAAACUGGAAAGUGUUGUUAUCCUCACAACCAUCCAUCAGUAGACAACUCAUAGUUGGCUGUGAUUACCUUGUUUCAUUUGUCCAAACACGAAAAAACGUUUCUGACACUGACAACCUGACAAACGUUUUGCAGAGACGGAGCGCAAGAGGCCCUUAUUCGCGGCCUGACGAAGCUGUGUUUCAAAUUAUUGAUAAACGUGGAUCGACACUUAAAUCUUUUCAAAUCCCAGGAAAGUUUUCUGAUUUCAGUGUUAAUGUUGCUGAAUCCACACUGAAACGAAUCUCUGAAGAACUUGUUGCAUAUGAACUCCACGAGGGAGUGGUCACAGCCCAGAAUGUCAAAACUAACACAGGGCUAGGCACGUUUACUGUUAACAACACAGAAAUUACAGCAGUGAAUUUCUCAUCGAAUGGAAAAUCAGCCGUUGUUGGGUGUGCUAACGGAAAUCUACAUAUCAUUCAGAUGAUUUGA
Porites evermanni is the source of this 3582-nucleotide messenger RNA. The record is from the annotation of a GenBank genome assembly. Lineage: Eukaryota; Metazoa; Cnidaria; Anthozoa; Scleractinia; Poritidae.